This is a messenger RNA of Chionomys nivalis (European snow vole), 1725 nucleotides long. RefSeq names its product dihydrouridine synthase 4 like (gene Dus4l). Gene Ontology annotation, biological process: tRNA processing. Gene Ontology annotation, molecular function: flavin adenine dinucleotide binding; tRNA dihydrouridine synthase activity. The transcript is spliced from 7 exons. The record is from RefSeq and is a predicted model, not a curated record. Bases 345 to 1298 code for a protein of 317 amino acids. Lineage: Eukaryota; Metazoa; Chordata; Mammalia; Rodentia; Cricetidae.
GAGUGUGGAUACCAGGAGCUGCAGUCCCCGCUCUGAAGGAUAGAAAGGCUGCCGCACGGGCCUUCUCCCACGCUGCUGGAGACGUGGCCACCGCUCCUACCUCCAACGCAAGUAUUGGCUGGAGAACGCGGGCCUCUGGCGUAGGGAAGAAGGCUCCGGGGUGCUUUGCGGCCCUCCUCGCCCAGCACGUGGGAGCUAGUGCAGCCCAGUCCUACCUGUGCCAAGCCCGGGUAGCAGGCGGGAUAUGCUGGGGAAGAAUCGUUGCUAAGUGCUGCCCUAAAUACCUUAGAAAUCCAAACGUUGAAAUAUUCGUUACUACUUAGAUUUAAAAAUAAGUUGUAUACAUGAGGAGUGACUCCAUACCAAUCACGAUAUGUCAAGAAAGAAAAAAAGACCCAAUAGAAAUGUUUCAUUCUGGACAGCUGGUGAAAAUCUGUGCCCCAAUGGUUCGAUAUUCAAAGUUGGCUUUUAGAACACUAGUAAGAAAAUACUCUUGUGAUCUGUGUUAUACACCAAUGAUAGUUGCUGCUGAUUUUGUCAGAUCUGUAAAAGCCAGAGACAGUGAAUUUACCACAAACCAAGGCGAUUGCCCGUUGAUUGUUCAGUUUGCUGCUAAUGAUGCAAGACUUUUAUCUGAUGCUGCCCAAAUCGUCUGCCCCUAUGCAAGUGGAAUAGAUAUUAACUGUGGUUGCCCUCAGAGGUGGGCCAUGGCAGAAGGUUAUGGAGCUUGCUUAAUAAACAAGCCAGAGCUCAUUCAAGAUAUGGUGAAACAAGUAAGAAAUCAAGUGGAAAAUCCUAGAUUUUCAGUUUCAAUUAAAAUAAGGAUCCAUGAUGACCUUAGAAGAACCAUAGAUCUUUGCCAGAAGGCUGAAGCAACAGGAGUGUCCUGGGUUACAGUUCAUGGAAGAACCACUGAAGAAAGACACCAACCUGUCCACUAUGAUGCCAUUAGAAUGAUCAAGGAAAGUGUGUCUAUACCUGUGGUUGCUAACGGAGACAUAAGAAACUUGAAAGAAGCAGAGACUGUGUGGCAGAUGACUGGGGCAGAUGGUGUGAUGGUCGCAAGGGGACUUUUAGCAAACCCAGCUAUGUUUGCUGGCUAUGAAGAAACCCCGCUGAAAUGUAUCUGGGACUGGGUUGACAUUGCUCUUGAACUUGGAACUCCUUUUAUGUGUUUCCAUCAACAUUUAAUAUACAUGAUGGAAAAGAUAACAUCGAGGCAGGAAAAACGAAUAUUUAAUGCCCUGUCGAGCACGUCAGCAGUCCUGGAUUACCUUACGGACAAUUAUGGUAUUUGACUAGACUGUCUAAGUCAUUAUCCUAUAUGUUUUAUCCCACAUGGAACCAUAUGAGGUUACAUUAAGUCUAUGGCUUUUAACUUCAAUACAACAGCAGUCAUUGGGGCCAGACAUGGUGGCACAUGUCUUAAACCAAGCGCUCAGAAAGCUGAAGGAAGAAGAUUGAAAGUUCUAGACUAGCAAAACUCUAUCUCAAAGAAUGAAUGAAAAAUUCCCCAGAAUUUUCAAAACCUGGGGCUGGAGAGAUUGCUCACAGUUAAAACCAAUGGCUGCUCUUUCAGAGUUCCGGGGUCUGAUUCUCAGCUCUCAAGUAGCUGCUCACUGGUGUCUGUAACUCCAGGUCCAGGGGAUCCAACACCUUCUUUGGGCCUCCUCAGGCAACAGCCAAGCAUGUGGUGCACAGACAUGCAGCCAAAACACAAAAUUU